This is a messenger RNA of Mercenaria mercenaria, 7152 nucleotides long. Its product is annotated as helicase with zinc finger domain 2-like. The transcript is spliced from 19 exons. Lineage: Eukaryota; Metazoa; Mollusca; Bivalvia; Venerida; Veneridae. Gene Ontology annotation, molecular function: 5'-3' DNA helicase activity; RNA binding; protein binding. The coding region runs from base 286 to 6330 and encodes 2014 amino acids. The record is from RefSeq and is a predicted model, not a curated record.
AUUAUAUAGGUGUCGGGUUAGAAAUGGCCGGCCUAUAUGUUUUAUGCGCAUAUACGUUGUUUCCGCUUAUCUGGAGUGAAUCAAAUGUUUUACUGAUAGGACAAAGAUUAUGUUUAUUUUUAUAAAUAUUAUGGUAUUUGCGUACUGCUUCCUCAUUUCUAAAAAAUCUAUUUAUACUACCUGUGCGUAAUAGUAAUCUGAGUAUUAAAGUUGAAGGAAAUUUUUUUGAUUCAUUUCAUGAAGAGGAAAAUGUGUGAUUAACACCAAAAAGAAAAUCGACGAAGAAUGGGGCGUAUUGAUGAUGUCAUAGCUAAAUCAUUAAAAGCCUUUGAUGAAGAAAAGUAUUCUGAGGUCAAGCAGUAUGUUUGGGAAGCCAUUACGCUAGCUAAUCAGGAGCAAGAGGCAUACUUUAACUCUGAACACGAUGAGGAGAAGGAGAAAUCAUUAGCCAGGUGGUUUUCAGAAUGUGAAACAAUUUUAUUUAAGAUUUUCGAUUACUGGAACUCUUUGAAGUAUGCGUACAUAGCUUCAGUAUUUUCUGAGGAAAUGCCUACAGAGGUUGACAAGCGCUGGAUGAAACUGGUCUAUGAACAACCACAGGAGAGACUUGUAAACAUGAAGGAGAAAUUACAAGGCUUUCUGUCAACUUUGGGGGAGAUUGCAAAUCUUGCAAUGUUGAAUAAAAAAUGGACGACAGCUUUGAAAAUCGAUACAUUAGUCGACUGUAUCAUUAUAUUCCUAAAUUUAGUACAUUCUGUUGCUGUUGAGAAUCCUGAUGGGCAUCUGGCACUCUUGAGAAAAGCAAAAUGCUACUUCCAUUUGAACGAUCACGAAAAUGCACGAGCGCAAUGUAAAUUUGUCCUGGACAAUAUGAGCGAGUACAACGACAGCGAGGCAUUGGAAUUAUUUGCAAGAUCACUCCUAGCAACGGAAAACUAUAAAUCUGCUCUAGAUUAUUGCAAAAUAGCAGUAACUUGCCCAAAGAACACCAGUUCAGACAAAGACAGACUAGAUAUACUUCAAGCAGAAAUCGAAAGCAUUAUACGUGCUUCUCCAAGACUUACUGAUUCCGCAGCAGACAUGAGGUGGAUAGCAAAUGAACAUCAAAUGGCCUCGGAAGGAAAUUGUACUCAGAGAAAGACAAAGCGUUCUAAAAGGCACAAAAGACCCAAAGCAAAAACUCCCUCUACAGAGCACCCAUAUACAGAUCAGCAAACAAAUUUACACAAUCUGCAAACACACCAAGGACACAAUGACCAUGACUCCUCCUCUUCCGACGUACCUACAGAAUCAGAAUAUUUGUCCAGUGAUAGUUCAGACGAAAACCCUGUUUUUUCUGUGGUAAAACCUCAAACGAUGGAAAAAAGUUCGAAGAACCCACAAACGAAAAAUUAUCAACUGUCACGAGAUGAUUCUUUAAAAGCCGAUCUCAAAGACGAAACUUUCUAUCAGAAAAGUGAAAAGUACUAUGCCGACAGCAACUCAGAACUGAAUGAAAUUACCGAGCUUGAAACAUUGUUGAAAAAUGGGUUAACCGUCAAAGAUAGUAACACAGAUGAAGAAAACAAAUCCGGUCUUGACAAUGAAACUUUAACCGAAAGACUCCAACAGAACCCACAUAAGUAUAUUCGAUGUAUCAUACAAAUAAUUGGACCACAUGAGUCUGUGUGUACACCGGUGAAAAACAACAUUAAAUCUCAAAUAACUAUUUCUGGACGAUCUAAAGCAGGACAGGCAUUUAUGGAAGAUGAAGUCGUCGUCGAAGUGUAUGAUAAUGCAAAAAUGCAUGGCAAAGUUAUUGGUAUUUUAGAGAGAAAAAGACACAAAGGUAUAAAACAUCCUGUUUUUCUCUGCACAUCUGAUGAGUUCGAUGCCAGAUUUGCGCGGCCGAUAUGUAACACAGUCCCAAAGAUAAAGCUUUUGCAUCCACUUUAUAGGCAAGAAAAUUUUAUCUAUGUUUACAAAUAUGAUGAUGAGCUCAUACAAGACAACAAAUUCCAUAUAAAUGAAAUAAAAACAUGUAUUAUUACUGUUGCUCUUUUAAAAUGGAGCCAAACACACCAAUAUCCGUUGGGUGUAGUGAUAAAAAUUUUGCCACAAAAUGAAGACUUAGAUUCCAGUUUAAGGCUUGUCAGUUUGAAGUAUCGGCUUCCAUAUUUGUAUCAUGAAGACACUGUGAAGCAGGUUUCAGAAAUGAUGCACAUUGACGAACCAGACUUAAUAUAUCUCAAAAACAGAACAAAUCUAACGUCUCUUAACGUCUUCACGAUUGACCCUACUUUUUCGACUGAUUUGGAUGACGCAAUUAGCAUUGAACAGACAGGGGAACAUUACCUUGUAGGUGUUCAUAUAGCAGACGUGGCUAGCUUCAUACAGAAAGGUUCAGAAUGUGACAUAGAAGCCCUAUACCGGGCAACGACAUUUUAUUCCGGAAUAGCAGAAGCAGCAACGAGACACAUGUUUCCCGAACCAUUAAGUACAAAUGUAUUAAGUCUUAAGCCAGGAAAAGUAAGAUUGACUUUAUCUGUAUUUUUCACUAUGAAUAUUGAUGGAUGUGUCACUUCUUACAAUAUACAAAAGACUUACAUUCAGUCCAAGAGGCAAUUAUCAUAUAUUGAGGCUCAACAGAUGAUCUUAUCAAAAACAGAUACAAAUAAACUUACGAAGGAUAUCCAGCUGUUACAUACGAUAGCGAAAGCUUUGAGAUGGCAGCGAUUGGGAAAUGCCAUGCAUGCUUUGAAUUUUCAGUUCGGCGAACAAGGUGAGGAAUCUAUUGAAAAAACAUUUGAGGCAAGAUACCUCAUAGAAGAAUUUAUGAUACUUUCAAAUAAAACUAUAGCCGAUGUACUGUGUCAAAAAUAUCCAGGUUAUAUACCAUUACGUUGUCAUCCUGAGCCUUCAAAAGAACAUUUAAAUUUACUUUUCAAAAAAUAUGAUUGUUACAUUGAUACGGUGGUUAAAAUGCAAAACAAAACCAUACCUGGGCAGAAAAAGCCUUCUUUCAGAAAUGUUGAAGAAGGAGCCGCAAAAGUCUUUGUAAGUGACCAAAUAUGGGAAGAAAUUAAAAUGACACCAGAGAGAGCUUCGGAUCUCUUACGGAAAGAUCAGUUAUUUCCUUUCCAGUUUCUUGUAUGGCAAGAUUGGUUGGCAAUACAAGAGCAUGCAAGCUACGUGACUGGAAAAGAAAAUGCCAUCCAUUAUGACUUGGGCACACAGAGAUACGUUCAUUGUACCUCCCCUAUAAGAAGAUACAAUGACCUGAUAAUUCAGCGUAUACUGCACGCAUGUUUAGAUAAAAGAGAAAAAUGUCCUUACGAAAAGGGUGAACUUGCGGAAAUGUACAAAAAUAUCAAUUCUAGAAUGAAGACAUCUUUAGAUUAUAGAAAAAGCUGUCAAACAUUAAAACUUGCAGCUGAACUGGAGACAGAUCCACAGAUGAUGCUAUGUUUUAUCAGUGACAUUUCCGAUAAAGGGAUUGAAUUGUCAUUUCCUCAAAUGGCAUUCGUGUCUAAACACGACAGACAGAUCAACUUUAAUACAUUACAAGUAGAUCACAAACCAGUUCUAGAUAUAACACGAAACACAACAUUGCCGAAAGCUGAAGCUUCAUGGACCAAGAGAAUUUACGACUAUAACGAGCAGAUCGGUUCCACCAAUAAAUACUCUACAGAAACGAGGCUGAAUCCACACCAAGGUGUUGUUGCCAUACCGAUAUCAAAUUGGGCAUCCUUAUUAGACAGUGCGUUUAAGAAAACGAAUCAAGACAUAAGAAAGGAGAUAAAAAAAACUAAAGCAGUAUAUUUGUCCCGUGGAGCGGGUACAGCUGACAUUAAAACAUCGUUCGUUAAACAGUGUGACGUUCAGCCUUACGUAAAAUUUACUAUGUCGUAUACGCACGGACAGACGGUGAAGGUUCUUAUGUCAACAACAAAGCAUAAAGGAACCAUAGUGCCGAAACCCGUGCUUUAUCAUAUGACUGAUAGCAUUAACAUGUGUUUAAUGCAUAUUGAAGACCCUGUUAUGCAUCUUGCAGAAUAUGCAAAUCAACCAACAUGUGUCGAAUAUAAAAACACUCAAGAAUAUGUAGAUAGAUGGAUGCCACUUAUUUUAAUGGAGGCUGCUACUUGCAGCAUUCGUAACGAGGAAUCAAUCUGUAUCAGUCAUGUACCGAUUACAGUUACCGGCAGAAGCAGUGGGCAAUUUUCGCUGUCUGUUCAUUUUUGUGAAACAAGGCGUCUAAAUUUAAAUGAAUUAGAAGAAGACGAAGAUCAAAACAUUCAUAAGGGUUCCAACGACAGUCACUGGCUUUGCUUGAAAUUUAUCCUUCCACAAGCGCAAGUUGGCGACUAUAGGUACAUAUGCCCAUCUGAGCGUGUUUUAGUUGCUCAUGCGCAUGUUGUAAAAGUGACAAGAACAAACAGAAAAGACGAAGAAUUACAGGUUUCAUUUGAAUUGCACAGACUUUCUUCCUUUCCAAAAGAAAUAACGGAAGAAGGACAUGCCAAUAUCGAAAUAAUUGAAAAGUCUGAAGAAGACAGGAGAACAAUGCAUUAUAUUCAUCAACUGCUGUCAAUGAAUAGCAGAAAACAAAAAUUACCAGAACAAAUAGCUCUUCAAAAGAAAAUCCCUCCGUUGGAUACAAUGCGUGUGAGACAGGCUAAUAUAAACCUAGAACUGCCAGGUAAUGCAGGAGCAAGACAGCUUCCAAGAAACAAUGAUCGACAACAAAGCGCUAUAGACGCUGCAUUGAAAAACCGAUUGACACUUAUACAAGGCCCUCCAGGAACUGGCAAGACCAACUCUGCCAUAAAACUAAUUUAUCUGUUCGACAAAAUAAAUCAGCAAGUGAGUGACGAGAGCAAAACUCCAAAAAAGAAAGUAUUGUUCUGUGGACCUUCAAAUAAAUCCGUGGAUCUAGUAGCAAGACUGAUGCUGGAGAGGUUGGGGACAUAUUGCCCAAAUAUUGUACGUGUUUAUGGGCAAACAAUUGAAGAAAAAGUCUUUCCCGUGCCAGGCCAUUUGCCGAGAAAGGGACAAACGGCUGAUGAUCAACUGAAAUCAGUCUCGUUGCAUCUAUUAAUUCGUAAGGAUGACAGAAGAUAUGCGAAAGAAAUUCAAAUUUACGACAAGAAAUUCAAGGAAUAUCGCGCUUCAUCACAGGCAAACAUUGACAUAACGAAAGGAUAUAAAAAAUUGAUAAGAAAAGCAUCAGUUGACGAAAUAAAACAGCAUGACGUCAUUUUAUGCACAACAUCUGUAGCAUGUAGCAUUAAAGUUACAAGAGGAGCUGAUAUACAACAAGUUAUAAUUGACGAAGCUGCAAUGUGUCAAGAGCCACAAUGUUUAGGCCCUAUCAUUGCAAACAAAGUGGAGCAAGUUGUCCUUAUAGGAGAUCACAAACAAUUAAAACCAAUCAUCAUGUGUAAGAGAGCCGCUAAUCUUGGAUUGGACAUGUCUUUAUUUGAACGUUAUGCAUCCAGAUUCGAAAACAAUUUCCCACCGCCGCAAAAUUUUCAUCAGUCGGUACUUACAUGGAAAGGCGUAAAAUUCAUUCGACUAACGGACCAAUAUAGAAUGGAUCCUUACAUUUGCGAGUUUCCAUCCGAACGUUUUUACGCUGGGAGUUUAACAACACUAUUUCUACCGAAUGUUUUGUGGGCAAAGUCUCCUCUUGCUAUUGAUACAUUGGGCAUCAAUUAUCCACAUGUUCUAAUCGAUGUGAAAGGUGAACAAAAAAUUCAGAAUGUUUCUGACGAGGAUGGGAACGACAGAUCCCGGUGUAACGAUGCAGAAGUGAAACAAGUGGUAACUGUUUACAAGUAUCUGAUCGAAAGGGGAGUUCCACCAGACUGGAUUCGAAUCCUGUCUCAAUAUAACGCACAGUGUUCUGAAAUUAGGAAAGCCCUUGACGUAAGGUAUCACCAAAGUGUCAGCACUGUUGUUACAAGCCAAGGUGGAGAAUGGGACUAUGUGAUAUUUAGCACUGUUUGUUCACUUCCUCCGUAUAUGAUAGAGACACGUCCUUCCCCAGGAUGGUGCAAACAGAACCUAGGUUUCAUCACAGACAAAAAUCAAAUUAAUGUUGCACUGACUAGGGCUAGAAAGGGGCUAUUCAUAAUUGGAAACAAGGACUUGCUGUCUUGCGACUCGGUAUGGAAUGAUUUGAUCCGUGACUAUGAAGCAAAGGCCAGUGUUCUAUUACCUGAUGAAUUCCCACCGUCUCAUCAGCACGGAAGAACACGACGCACAAAAGGAAGACGUCGAUGUACGAACGGAAUAAACAGAUCAAAUAUUCCAGGACUACAAGAAAGAAAUUUUGAAAGAAAGUGAAAAAACAUUAAGAGUUUUUAUACGAGUUGCCUGCAGUAAUCGACCUUUGAAUAUGCUGUAAACAACUGUUUUCCCUAAUUGUGUUCUAACAGAAAACCUUUCAAAACACGGCAUUGUAAUUUUUCUAUCAACACGGUCCAUGUUUUGAACGAAAGAAAUUAAUAACUAAUGUAUUGGUGUACACAGUAUUUAUCUUUUACCAUUGAUUGUUUAUUUUUUCAAACAUACUGUAAAAGCACAUAUUUUCGCUGGGUCAAAAUUUCGCGAAUUUUGAAUUUUGAGUACGUUUGCGAGGUUUAAUAUUCGCGAAAUUGUUAAAAUGGUAUCCAACUUUCAUUUGAAUUAUACAGAUGGUAAACAUUUACUCACGAAUAUAGCGAAAAUUAAACCCUCGCAAAAUUUACUGCUUUUACUGUGUAUUUUCAAAUUCCAAUUGCAUUUGGCACAAAAGUUGAAAGAGACAAAAACUGUCAUUAAUUGCAUACGACACGUCUGUAAUCAUAAAAUGUUUAUUAUACAGCCAAACCUGUCUAUAAAGACCACCCUUAGGAGAUCCAAAAUGUGGUCUUUAUUGGGAGGAGGCCUUUUGUCACAGGUUAAAAUACACUUUUUAAAAAAUGUUAAAAUGGGAAAUCAGUGUGUCAUAAUGUAUUUUUCAUCUUUUUCAAAAACAUCAACUUUUUUAUGUUUUUAUAUUUACUUCUGUCUAGAUAGGUUUGUUAAUAGAUGUUUGAAUUAUACUGGAGAUGACAAAUAUGUUUUACUAAAUUAACUGUUGUAUUCUUUCGUAAGAAUUCGUUAUACGUGCGUAUUUGAAGAAAU